AUUUAUUUUUUAAAAAUGCGUUGAACUCUACCGAUAGUCCUAUCGAACUUGGCGCAUCUCUAGUCUGGCGCGUUCGAGAACAGUCCGCUGUUUUUCAACUCAAUCGUAUGUUUUCGGUCCGCUCUCUGCUCCAAAAUCGCUAUUGUUUACGUUGUUGUGCUCUCAACAUUCAACAUUUCGCACAAAAACCAGAAACGCUGCUCAAGCAGACAUCGUCACAUCGUGGUGACACAUUUCGCUCAAAGUCUAACCCAGGCAAAGGCGCACAUUACGAAAUUAAACACCACGUAGCCCGAGAGAGAUAUAGAAUGCCCAUCGAUACGCGGGAGCUGAUGGAGGCGAUAGCCAUUGUCGCCGACGAGCGCAAUGUCCGCGUCGCCGUUAAGCAAUCCGGCAAGGGGGCGGCCAUCUGUGCCGCCUGCUCCUUUGCGGGUGGCAUGCUCCUCGGUCCCGUUGGCCUGGCCGUGGGCGGUGCAGCUGGUGGUAUAGCCGCCUACAAGAUGACCAGUGGCACUUUUAGACCCCUGGGAGAGGUUAUACUAAACGAUUUGACGGACAGGCAGCGGGAGCAACUGGUGGAGCAUGUGUCCAAGGCCGUGGCUGAGAUUCAUCCCACCGAUAUAGUGAUGCUGCUGCCCCUGAUUGUCCAGAAUGCCUCCAUUCAGCAGGCGGUGCUCAAUACGGUGGUGUCUUUUGUGAGCAAUGAGUUGCGCAUGCAGAUUGUUGAUUGACCUGGUGGAGAAGCUGGAGGAGCCGGAGGAGGAGCAGCAAACUGUGAAAUUAGUGCCGUUGUGAUCAGUGUAGUUUUAUUAAUAAAUACUCUAUAUGUACACAA
Molecule: messenger RNA, 835 nt
Organism: Drosophila kikkawai
Lineage: Eukaryota; Metazoa; Arthropoda; Insecta; Diptera; Drosophilidae
Product: protein Nazo
Source: RefSeq, a predicted model, not a curated record